CAUCCAUCCGAACGCGAGUUAUCUCGUGCCUGCCCCGCGGUUCUCCUCCCCCGCAUCCGCCCUACCCCCAUGGCCGCUCUCCUCCGCACGGCAGCCGCCCUGGCGCAGCGGCCCCUGUCCGCCCGCGAGCCGCGUCGGCCGUGCGCGCAGCUCGCCUGCUCCCGGCGCGCGACGGCGUGCGCGCGGCCGCUCCGGGCGCUGCCGCCGCCGACUUCGCGCGUCCUCUGCCGUGCCGCGGGCCGGCUGCGGCGGCGCUUGGGCGCCACCGAGGCCGACGAGGCCGCCCAGACGGCGACGGAGGAGGAUUCAGAAACGGAAGUCACUGGAGACAGUGCUUCAGAUGAUGGUGCUGCGGGCACAGAUGAAACUCCCUCUAUUCUUGUGACAGCACUGCAGUCAUACAAAGAAGCCCUGAUUAAUGAUGAUGAAGCAAAAGUUGCUGAGAUAGAGGCCUUUUUACUUACUAUCGAGGACGAGAAAAACUCUCUUGUGAACAAAAUCACUACUUUAGAUGCAGAACUGGCAACUCAACGAGAACGUAUCUUGAGGAUAAGUGCUGACUUUGAUAAUUUCAGGAAAAGGACAGAAAGUGAGAAACUUAAUAUGAUGACAAAUGUGCAAGGGGAAGUUAUAGAAAGCUUGUUGCCUGUUAUUGACAACUUUGAAAGAGCGAAAACACAAAUAAAGGUGGAAACAGAGGGAGAGGAGAAAAUAAAUAAUAGCUACCAGAGCAUUUAUAAGCAAUUUGUUGAGAUUCUGAAUUCAUUGGGUGUUGAAUAUGUCGAAACUGUUGGCAAACCAUUUGAUCCUAUGCUUCACGAGGCUAUUAUGAGGGAAGAAUCAGUGGAGUACGAAGAGGGAGUCAUCAUCCAGGAAUUCAGAAAGGGUUUCAAACUUGGCGAAAGACUACUACGCCCGGCAAUGGUCAAGGUGUCUGCAGGACCAGGCCCUGAAAAGUCUGGAGAUGACGAGCCUACGGAGGUUGAAGAUAGCGUAGCACCUCAAAGAGUUGAAGAUAUUGAAGACGAUGGUCCCGAUGAUGGUGAUGCCGAGUAAUGGAGCUUAAUUUCUGAAUCAACAAGAACAGGUCCAGAAAUUUUGAUGCUUUUCUGGAGUGUGCCAAGCAGGUAAUAGGAUAGUACCAAUUGUUAAAGCCAGAGUUAGAUAUUUGUCUCCUCAAAUUUGUGUUGUUCCUUCUUGCUGCUGACAUGGGGUGUUGGUAUUGCCUCAAAUUUCUGUUUCCUCCGGGCGUGGCCGCCGUUUAAUUUCUUGCGCUGAGGACUUUUCUUGGUUCAUUGAUGCAACCACAUGAUAUUGUGAGGAGUAAAUUGGUUCAGAUCUACAAUUUGAUCCUUCCCUA
This is a messenger RNA of Phragmites australis (common reed), 1360 nucleotides long. RefSeq lists its product as uncharacterized. The transcript is spliced from 3 exons. NCBI's taxonomy places the organism in Eukaryota, Viridiplantae, Streptophyta, Magnoliopsida, Poales, Poaceae. The coding region runs from base 70 to 1056 and encodes 328 amino acids. Gene Ontology annotation, molecular function: protein homodimerization activity; adenyl-nucleotide exchange factor activity; protein-folding chaperone binding. Gene Ontology annotation, biological process: protein folding. Gene Ontology annotation, cellular component: chloroplast. The record is from RefSeq and is a predicted model, not a curated record.